GACCAAAUCAAGUUAUAUAUAAUACAUUUAUAAAUCAUACAAUUGCAUAUAGUUUAAUUCACUGGGGGGAAAAAAUCUGAAAAAAAUGUUGACAGGGACAAGCCGUUAUUCCAUAUGCUUCCAAUAUUUCCAGAUUAUUUGUACUGGUAGUAGUGAAAAAUAAGCCAGCAUUACUUAAAGUUUAAUCUUGUGCUUAACUAGUGUUAAUCACCUACAAUUUGAAUGAAAACAGAAGAUACCUACUGUAUGCAUUGCAUUCCUCUAUGCCACCAUUAUUUAAGAUCCUCUGCUUAUAACAACUGAACAAUGCACAAUUAUUUUAUCUUCAUAUUAGGCGCCACUUUGCUCCAAGAUUACCCUGGUUUCUGAAACACCACUCCACUCUGUUCUCAUUUUCCAGAGUUCUUAAUCUUCCUUGAGGUUCGUAUUGAUGUAGUCACUAAUAGGAUUGUGAGUAUUAAUUUGGAAAUACAUGCUUGUUGGCUACUGGUAGAAGAGCGACCUUGCAUGUCAACUAAGCAGUCCCAGAAAUGCUUUCAUCUAAUCUAUGGCUGCUAUUCUAACACAACAGGCUGAAAAGAUCUCUGUGUCUAUGGGAUGCUGAUUCCCCUCCGGAGAUCACUGAGGACACCAUGGCAGUGACUUUCAAAACAAUGCUAGGUCGGGUCAAGGAUGUUUGCAAAAGGAAUGGUUUACUUAUUCUCUCAGUGUUAUCUGUCAUAGUGGGAUGUCUUCUUGGAUUCUUUCUGAGGACAAGGCGCCUUUCUCCCCAGGAAAUUAGUUAUUUUCAAUUUCCUGGAGAAUUAUUGAUGAGAAUGUUGAAAAUGUUGAUUCUGCCUCUGGUUGUUUCAAGCCUGAUGUCAGGACUAGCAGCUCUGGAUGCUAAAACAUCUAGUCGAUUAGGCAUCAUUACAGUUACUUACUACCUGUGGACUACAUUUGUGGCUGUGAUUGUGGGAAUCAUUAUGGUCUCUAUUAUCCAUCCUGGUGGGGCAGCCCAGAAGGAAGACACCGAAGAAGGUGCGAAGCCAAUAAUGAGUUCUGCAGAUGCAUUGCUGGAUCUAAUUCGGAAUAUGUUUCCUGCCAACCUUGUGGAAGCCACUUUUAAACAGUAUCGAACCAAAACCAUUCCAAUUGUCAAAGUGAGCAAAACAUCAUCUGAAAGUAUUACUCGUCGAAUUAUAAUCUAUGGUGUGCAAGAUGAAAAUGGAUCCAACAUCCAGAAUUUUGCUUUGGAUAUUACACCACCACCAGAAGUGAUUUAUAAAUCAGAGCCAGGAACUAGUGAAGGCAUGAAUGUGUUGGGAAUUGUAAUAUUCUCUGCUACCAUGGGUAUAAUGCUGGGCAGAAUGGGUACCAGUGGAGUUCCCUUGGUCAGUUUUUGCCAGUGUUUAAAUGAAUCAGUCAUGAAGAUAGUGGCUGUGACUGUAUGGUAUUUUCCAUUUGGAAUAGUGUUUCUUAUUGCUGGUAAGAUUUUGGAAAUGGAUGAUCCCACAACCAUUGGGAAGAAACUAGGAUUUUAUGCUGUUACCGUACUUUGUGGACUAGUUGUUCACGGACUUGUUAUUCUGCCAAUGAUGUAUUUCUUCAUCACCAAGAAGAAUCCCAUUGUCUUUAUCAGAGGCAUUCUUCAAGCACUGCUUAUAGCUCUGGCCACAUCAUCCAGUUCAGCCACUUUGCCUAUAACUUUCAAGUGCUUAUUAGAGAAUAAUCAUGUGGACCGGAGGGUUGCUAGGUUUGUGCUCCCAGUAGGGGCUACCAUCAACAUGGACGGAACAGCCUUAUAUGAAGCAGUAGCAGCUAUUUUCAUUGCCCAAGUAAACAACUAUGAGCUGGAUUUUGGACAGAUCAUCACCAUAAGCAUUACGGCAACAGCUGCCAGCAUAGGAGCUGCUGGAAUCCCACAGGCUGGCCUUGUGACCAUGGUCAUCGUUUUGACAUCAGUCGGGUUGCCUACAGAUGACAUCACUCUAAUAAUUGCUGUUGAUUGGGCUCUAGACAGAUUUCGGACAAUGAUCAAUGUUUUGGGUGAUGCUCUUGCUACUGGAAUAAUGGCGCAUAUUUGCAGAAAAGAAUUCACUGCAGAAAGAUCUGAGGUGCCUUUGAUUGGAGAAACAAAACCUGUUAGUAUCCGCAAAAUUAUUGCUUAUCAGAAGAAUGGCUGUGUGAAGUCCGUGAAUAAAAUGUGUGGACCUGAACCAAUCAAAACAACACUGCAUCACUUACCUAUCCAAAUGGAACAAGAAGAGAAUCACUCAGAAUGUUACACAGAGAAAUCCAACAAUAAAGACCACUGUACUAUUGAAAUCAAUGAAUUGGAAACAAAUGUGUAAUGUACAGUUAAUCCUAAAAGUCUCUGAAAACAAAAGAAUAUCCUGUAAAUGAGGUUGGGACAUGGCCUGCUCGUUCAAUGGCAAGGCAUGAAAUGACUGUUAUUCCUGAACUGAGGUUAUAAAAUAGCUGUGGACACCUGUGAAGACAGAAGGCUUCAUGGAAGAUGGGUUCCAUUGGUCGGUUGGGUUAGUAGAAAGGAAUUAAUCACUGGACAAAUGUUGUUUACAGAUAUGGUGAUGUUUUUAAGAAGAAACCUUCUGAUCCAUUGAACUGAUUUCUACUAAAUCACCCUGUCUUCUGUUUUUCUAAUCAAAAUGAAUAUUCCAGAAAUUCAUUAAUGUUCUAUUCUUAGUUUUAAAUGUAUUACUAACUAAUGGAUUAAAACUAAAUUGUGGAUGGGAUCAAGUCCUGGUUACUGAGCCUGAGUUAUGUGAAAUAAAGUAUUGUUAUUAAUCUGCUGAUUUGGAUACAUUGUGAUCAUAAGCAGUGGUUAGUUUCUAAUGGAAAUUAGUCUGGUUUCCUACAGUUGCAUAGAUGAAGGUGGAGUGAACAGUGCAUGAAUUCAGUGGCCUUGAGAGGUCAUUAAACUGGUGUUACGUGCAACCUGGGUUGAAAUUGUUUAACAAGUCAUUCUUGUUUGCAGCUUCAUUCUGCAUUCUUCAAUGUUCUGAGUGAAUAUUGUAGUAGCUUUCUGGUUGUAAUCCAAAAUAAUGUUUUUAAUUUAUAACAUCCUAUAUGGCUUGACACUUAAGUAUCUUUGAGACUGCCUCCUUCAACCAGGUGAGACCUUUAUGUUCCAGGAGAAACUGUUAAUACUGUUAAUCCCCAACACCACUUUGGGAGGGGAGGGGAAUUAAGACCCAGGGUGUUGUUUCUCUAUGAUGGUCCCUGUUAUAUAGAAUGGCUGUCCUGAAAAAAGAUUGGCGCCAUCAAUAAAAGCCUUUUAAAAGCUAGUUAAAAUCUAGAAGCUUGUUAAAAUUGGGGGAUUUGGGAUGAAUUGUGAUAGAACUGGAGCUCUUAGAUAAUUCUAAUUUUAAUGUAACUUAAGUUUAAUUUUAAGUUACUAUGGAAGUUUUAGUGUUGCAUUUUACAAUUUUUAUGAAUCCUCCAAGAGUUUCUUGAAGUGGCACUAUAUAAAUUUAAGGAAUGAAUGAAUAGACCAAUGUGAUUUUUAUAUCCACCACCACAUGCAUUUCAAAUAGUCAAUUUCUAAUAGUAGUUUCGAUGGACUUUUGACUAUGAUGGUAGCAACAUCAAUGAUCAUGUAUAGAAAUCCCAUUGUAUAUUAAAGAUUCUCAGAGCCCUUUUAUUUUUAUUUUGCAUUAUUUGGAGAGAUAAAUUGCAACUAAUACUGUUUGUUACAUAUUAUUUUCUAAGGUUUACAAUGUAUAUAUUAUAAUAGUAUAUUUUUGAACUGAGAAGAAUUAUGUUUUGUUUAAUGAGGUGAUAGAGCAGGGGAGUUUUAUUUUUAAGAUCCCUAAAAAUAAAGUAUCAAGCCCCAUUCUAAACUUUCCCUAUCAUAUUAGCCUCCUAAGUAGUUCCUUAUAUUUUGCAUCUCUUUUGGUUCCACUUCUAACUUGGUAAAAUCCACAGUGACUAAAUUUGUGUUUUUCAACUGUUGCAACUUUAAGAUGUACAGGUACGGGAUGCUGGCUGGAGAAUUCUAGGAUUUGAAGUCCACACAUCUUAAAAUUGACACGGUUGGGGGGAAAAACUGGUCUAAUUAUAAAAAUUCCUAACCAAAAUAACUGGUGCUAAAAAGGCUAUACAAUGUUCUGUAAUCUAUAUAGCUUCUAUGUGUGAUAGUUUGGCCCCUUGUGGUCUGAGUAAAUAUAACUUAUAAUUUAGCAUAUGCAAUUGUGGCACAAUUUCAUUGUAAUGAUAUAUUCAGAUGAAUAAUGUUUCUAUGAUUGCUGUCUAUAAAUGCAAAUGAUUGAACUUGCUCCCACCCCCCUACACACACAAAUAUGCUAUGUAAGGUAUCUUGGAUGACUUUCUUCAGAGCCAGUUCAAAGCUUCAACUCUAUCGUCUUGUACUUUUAAUUUGGAAAUGGCUUCCAUUUGGAGCAGUUUAAAGCAAGUCUGAGACAAGAAGCAAAGUUCUGACUUUUGAAUUGCUGCACCACUCUUACAGCCCAUUAGAUGGAAGGAGAUAGAGGGAAUUAGUGCUUUUAUAGCUUUAAUACUUGGGCUAAAAGUUUGAAUUUUUCACAAAAAAGACUAACGUUGAAGAGUCAGUUACAAAGCUCAUUUCCUGAAAGUGAACCAAAUAUUGUCAUUCAUGACCCAAAAAUAUUGGGAUAACAAAAUAGAGGAACAUGGUGUUUAUCACCAGUGAUGUUUGCAAGGGAAAAUAAAAUAGCAUGCAAUCAGUUUAGAUUUUGGCAGCUGUGGCUUAUAGGACGAGGUAUAUCUGCCAAUUUUUUAACUUGUUUCAUUCAUAUAUAUAUAUAUAUAAUUUGCGUGUGUGUAU
Messenger RNA from Thamnophis elegans (Western terrestrial garter snake), 4807 nucleotides. It is a transcript of the gene SLC1A7, whose product is annotated as solute carrier family 1 member 7. The transcript is spliced from 11 exons. Gene Ontology annotation, molecular function: L-glutamate transmembrane transporter activity; neutral L-amino acid transmembrane transporter activity; glutamate:sodium symporter activity. Lineage: Eukaryota; Metazoa; Chordata; Lepidosauria; Squamata; Natricidae. Gene Ontology annotation, cellular component: plasma membrane. Gene Ontology annotation, biological process: L-glutamate transmembrane transport. Bases 633 to 2333 code for a protein of 566 amino acids. The record is from RefSeq and is a predicted model, not a curated record.